Cynoglossus semilaevis (tongue sole) is the source of this 2568-nucleotide messenger RNA. RefSeq names its product solute carrier family 30 member 5 (gene slc30a5). Gene Ontology annotation, cellular component: Golgi apparatus; membrane; cytoplasmic vesicle. The transcript is spliced from 15 exons. Lineage: Eukaryota; Metazoa; Chordata; Actinopteri; Pleuronectiformes; Cynoglossidae. The record is from RefSeq and is a predicted model, not a curated record. Gene Ontology annotation, biological process: intracellular zinc ion homeostasis; zinc ion import into Golgi lumen. Gene Ontology annotation, molecular function: zinc ion transmembrane transporter activity. Bases 476 to 2455 code for a protein of 659 amino acids.
GAAGUGCGGUGCUCCGGCUGAAGCGGUGCUGCUAACAAACAUUAUUUUCUUUUCACCACGAUUUUUGUAUGAUUUUGCGUCGUCACUACGGCCAAACAGUUAAAUCUAAAUAUAUUUUUCGGUGUCUUUGUAUGACGUUUACUGGUGAAUCAUCGCGGCAACAACGUUUGGAUAUAAAGCGAAGUAAUGUGACAGAUGGCUAGUUAGCGAGUGAGCUAAAGAGUUCAUUGAAAUUCAGCUUUGGAUCUGAUUUUUAUAGACUUUUUUGAUGAAAUAAAUUGAGAAAGCUGUAGUAAAUAAUGCAUUAGAACAAUAGGAGAUACAAGCUCGAACCCCGGCUGUAGACAUGUUGAAGUUUGAUCACACUUCUUAGGAAGCAGCAGUGGUAUUGUUCAUGAAAAUGAUGAUGGUGAAGUAACUGGGACAUAAAUAGAAUAUCCUGGACUCUCAGUAGUUUGGUUCUGGGGAAUUGAAGAUGGACGAAAAAUACAGCAGCAAUGUGCUCUCAGGAGGAAAACUUGGAAUGGUGGAAGUCCCAGAUUCCAGGCUGACCAGGUACAUCAUUUUACUAGUCAUCUCCAAAGUUCUCAAAGCUCUCGGGAUCUUUGAAUCGUACGAUGUGCUCAAAGUUGUUCACAUUGUCCAGUUUGUCUUCAUACUAAAAUUAGGGUCUGCUGUGGUUUUACUUUUCUUCCAAAAACCAUUUUCCUCUGGUAAAAUAAUCUCUAAGAGACAGUGGAUAAAGUUACUAAAACAUGCCGUUUUCAGCUGUGUCAUUUCUCUCCUGGGAUUCUUUGGUCUCACUCUCUGUGGACCUUUGAGGACCUUGUUGUUGUUUGAACACAGUGAUGUUGUGGUCAUCGCUCUCCUUGGUGUCCUGUUCACAAGCUCAGGCGGAGGACCAUCUAAGACCAGAGGUGCUGCCUUUUUUAUCAUUGCUGUUAUCUGUCUCCUGCUCUUUGACAACGAUGAUCUCAUGGCCAAAAUGGCAGAGCACCCUGAAGGACACCAUGACAGUGCUCUUACUCAUUUUCUUCACACGGCUAUUGCAUUUCUAGGAGUUGCAGAUCACAAAGGUGGAGUUGUUCUGUUGGUGGUGUCUCUCUGUCUGAAGGUGGCCUUCCACACGGCCUCCAGGAAGCUGUCGGUGGAAUUAGGUGGAGCCAAACGUCUCUACGUCCUGGACAACCUGGUUUCUGCUGUGGUUCUGCUGCCAUGGGUCAUUGUCCUGUCGGGGACCACAGAUAGUAAAGUAGAAUCCUGGUCCUCCCUCAUCCUGCCGUUCUCCAUGAUCAUCUUUUCUGUGAUGAUCCUGGAGUUUUAUGUGGAGUCCAUGUGUAAUGCCAAGAUGGAGACGCCGCGCUGCGCUCGCUACGGUAGCUUUGCUCUCUUUCUGAGCGCCCUGCUGCUGGCCAACUUCUGGACUCAUCCUCUGACCGACCAACUGAGAUCCAUGAGCAAACCACCGCAGAUGGUCAGCACAGAGCAUGUGCUCUCAGGAGGAGUGAUUGUCAGCGCCAUCUUCUUCAUCCUCUCGUCCAGCAUUCUCUCGUCUCCUUCAAAGAAAGGUCAGAAGGGAACCUUGGUGGGUUACUCUCCUGAAGGAACUCCCCUGUAUAACUUUAUGGGUGACGCACUGCAACACACUUCACAGUCACUGCCCAGGUUUAUCAAGGACUCCCUCAAACAGAUUCUGGAGGAGUACGACUCCCGGCAAAUCUUCUACUUCCUGUGUCUCAACCUGGCGUUCACCUUUGUGGAGCUGUUUUAUGGCGCCUGGACCAACAGCCUGGGGUUAAUCUCUGACGGUUUCCACAUGCUGUUCGACUGCUCUGCUCUAGUCCUGGGUCUAUUUGCUGCCCUCAUGACGCGAUGGAAAGCCACCAGGAUCUUCUCCUACGGAUUUGGUCGUGUGGAAAUCCUCUCUGGAUUCAUCAACGGUCUGUUCCUGAUGGUCAUUGCCUUCUUUGUGUUUGUGGAGUCCGUCACUCGACUGUUGGAUCCUCCCAAUAUAGACACAGACAUGUUAACGCCUGUGUCAGUUGGGGGUCUGCUGGUCAACCUUGUGGGCAUCUGCGCCUUCAGUCACGCACACUCCCAUGGUGGGAAAAGCUGCUCACACUUUCACACAAUGUCGAUUAUACAUUUGUUCCAGGUUGAACGGAUCGACGGCGUUCUGUCCUACAGAGACCCUCAUUUCUGGAGACACUCGGCCAGUGUUAUCGCAGGAACCAUUCACCUGCAGGUGAUGACAGACGUAGUCGAGCAGAGGAUCGUGCAGCAGGUGACCACCAUUCUAAAAGACGCUGGAGUGAACAAUCUAUCAGUGCAAGUGGAGAAGGAGGCCUACUUCCAGCACAUGUCUGGACUCAGCACCGGUUUUCACGAAGUCCUGGCCAUGACGCAGCAGAUGGAAUCCAUGAAAUGCCUGAAUGACGGGACGUGCAUCAUGUGAUGCUCCACGUUGUAUGUGGGACCAAAAGAAAUCUUUAGUGUUUUUUUUUUCCUUCUAAAAUGUACAGUGUAAUUAUGUGAUUUAAAUAAAUCUGAAUAUAUUGGUUUUACAAA